UUAUCGCUUUUCACGUUGCUUUUCAGCGCGUGUUUUUUUGUGCAUAAAUUGUUUGCUACGAGUUGUGCACUUUAACCAGCCGAAAAGAUGUCGAAGCGACGCAUUGAAGUGGGCGAGACAUACCCCAACAAGUCCAAGAAGGAAUCGGAGGCUUCUUCAUCGGCGGCAACUAAUUCAGCCGCUGGCACCGUUGCCCAAAUUCUAGGCGGCUUUGUGCCCAGCAAACAGCCUCCAACGAUGAAUCCCUUCACACACAAGCCUUACUCGACCCGCUAUCAAAACUUGUACAAGAAGCGCAUAUCGCUGCCCGUCUUCGAGUAUCAAGCGGACUUUAUGCGACUGCUCAGUCAGCAUCAGUGCAUUGUGCUCGUGGGCGAGACGGGUUCGGGCAAGACGACACAGAUACCGCAAUGGUGUGUGGACUUUGCAGUGUCGAAAGGACGCAAGGGGGUCUCCUGCACACAGCCGCGUCGUGUGGCCGCCAUGUCGGUGGCGCAGCGUGUCUCCGAGGAGAUGGAUGUGAAUCUCGGCGAGGAGGUCGGCUACUCUAUACGUUUCGAAGAUUGCUCGUCACCCAAAACGCUGCUCAAAUACAUGACGGAUGGUAUGCUGUUGCGUGAGGCGAUGUCGGAUCCCAUGCUGGAUCAGUAUCAGGUCAUAUUGCUCGACGAGGCGCACGAGCGUACACUGGCCACCGAUAUACUGAUGGGUGUGCUCAAGGAGGUCAUUCGUCAGCGCAAUGAUCUCAAAUUGGUGGUGAUGUCGGCGACACUCGACGCUGGCAAAUUCCAGCAGUACUUUGACAAUGCCCCACUUAUGAAUGUGCCCGGACGCACGCAUCCCGUCGAGAUAUUCUACACACCAGAGCCAGAGCGUGACUAUUUAGAGGCAGCCAUCCGUACAGUCAUCCAGAUACACAUGUGCGAGGAAAUUGAAGGAGACAUUCUGAUGUUCCUCACGGGCCAGGAGGAGAUCGAGGAGGCAUGCAAACGCAUCAAGCGCGAAAUUGACAAUUUGGGCUCGGAGACCGGUGAGCUGAAGUGCAUCCCAUUGUACUCAACGCUGCCACCGAAUCUGCAGCAGCGUAUUUUCGAAGCGGCACCGCCACCAAAUGCAAAUGGCGCAAUUGGCCGCAAAGUUGUCGUAUCGACAAACAUUGCAGAAACAUCACUGACCAUUGACGGCGUUGUGUUUGUCAUUGAUCCGGGCUUUGCCAAGCAAAAGGUGUACAAUCCACGCAUACGUGUCGAGAGUCUGCUCGUCUCACCGAUAUCGAAGGCAUCGGCCCAGCAGCGGGCGGGUCGUGCUGGACGUACACGGCCGGGCAAAUGCUUCCGCCUGUACACGGAGAAGGCGUUCAAAAAUGAAAUGCAGGACAACACAUAUCCAGAAAUCUUGCGUUCCAAUUUGGGCACCGUUGUGCUGCAGCUCAAGAAACUGGGCAUUGAUGAUUUGGUGCACUUUGAUUUCAUGGAUCCGCCGGCGCCCGAAACGCUUAUGCGUGCCUUAGAGCUGCUCAACUAUCUGGCCGCCCUCGACGAUGAUGGCAAUCUGACUGAUUUGGGCGCAGUCAUGUCCGAGUUUCCACUGGAUCCACAAUUGGCCAAAAUGCUGAUAGCCAGCUGUCAGCACAACUGCUCCAAUGAGAUACUCUCAAUAACGGCUAUGCUGUCGGUGCCACAAUGUUUCGUGCGACCGAAUGAGGCAAAGAAGGUGGCCGACGAGGCCAAGAUGCGCUUCGCACACAUCGAUGGGGAUCAUCUAACGCUGCUGAAUGUCUAUCAUGCCUUCAAGCAAAGCAGCGAGGAUCCGAACUGGUGCUACGAGAACUUUAUCAAUUUCCGAUCACUCAAGAGCGCCGACAAUGUGCGUCAGCAACUGGCGCGAAUUAUGGAUCGUUUCAAUUUAAAGCGCUCCAGCACAGAAUUCACAUCGAAGGAUUACUAUGUGAAUAUACGCAAGGCUCUGGUGCAGGGCUUCUUUAUGCAGGUAGCGCAUUUGGAGCGAACUGGUCACUAUCUGACCAUCAAGGAUAACCAGAAUGUGCAGCUACAUCCGUCGACAUGUCUGGACCACAAGCCCGACUGGGUCAUCUACAAUGAGUUUGUGCUGACCACGAAAAACUACAUACGCACAGUGACAGAUGUGAAGCCGGAGUGGCUGCUUAGUUUGGCGCCUCAGUACUACGAUCUGAAUAACUUUCCACAGUGCGAGGCCAAGCGGCAGCUGGAGCUGCUCCAGCAGCGCAUGGAGACGAAACAGUAUCAGAAGGGUUUCUGAGUAACCGAUCGACUUUUUAAACAAAUAGCUUAAACAAUAUUACAAAUGAAAUCUAACCAUUUUGUGCGUUUAAGUAGCAAUCUGAUGCUAAUGUG
Drosophila grimshawi is the source of this 2375-nucleotide messenger RNA. It is a transcript of the gene Dhx15, whose product is annotated as putative pre-mRNA-splicing factor ATP-dependent RNA helicase PRP1. The record is from RefSeq and is a predicted model, not a curated record. Lineage: Eukaryota; Metazoa; Arthropoda; Insecta; Diptera; Drosophilidae. The transcript has 8 exons. Gene Ontology annotation, molecular function: RNA helicase activity; RNA binding; ATP binding. Gene Ontology annotation, cellular component: intracellular anatomical structure; spliceosomal complex. Bases 88 to 2280 code for a protein of 730 amino acids.